This is a messenger RNA of Myodes glareolus (Bank vole), 1960 nucleotides long. The record is from RefSeq and is a predicted model, not a curated record. Lineage: Eukaryota; Metazoa; Chordata; Mammalia; Rodentia; Cricetidae.
UGUCCAGGGCCGUGGGGAGACACUCAGUGGCCUCUGACCGCGGGAUCCGCCCGGGGUCGGUUGAUCCGCGCGUCUGUGGGUCGCUGAGUCCUGGCCAGCAGCUUCGCCCUCGUCAUGGCGCCACUGCUGCAACUGCUGUGGCUGCUGGCCCUGCUCCGGACCGUGGCCCUGGUCCCGGUCCCCGCCAAACCCCGGGCAGACGACGAGCAGGCCUGGGAUCUGUCGUCCCCGGAGCUGCUGGCGCCCGCCCGCUUCGCGCUGGAUAUGUACAAUUACGGUCGUGCUGCCGGGAUGAGGGCCGUGCUGGGGACUGUACGCGGGCGCGUCCGCCGGGUGGGUCGGGGCUCUCUCUUCUCCCUGGAAGCCACAAUGGAGGAGCCACCUUGCAAUGAUCCUCUGGUGUGCCUGCUCCCUGUGACCAAUAAAACCUUGCUCUGCAGCUUUCAAGUCUUGGAUGAGCUAGGAAAACACGUGCUGCUGAGGAGAGACUGUGGCCCAGUGAAUACGAAGGUUCCAGAGUAUGGAAAUGAGACUUUCAGUUCAUUCCUUCCGAUGCUGAACAAGGACCCCUUGCCCCAGGACUUUUCUGUAAAGAUGGCUACAGUCUUCAAGGACUUCAUGGCCACCUAUAACCGGACUUACGAAACAAAGGAAGAAACCCAGUGGCGCUUGACUGUCUUUACCAGAAACAUGGUACGAGUACAGAAGAUUCAGGCCCUGGACCGUGGCACAGCUCAAUAUGGGAUUACCAAGUUCAGUGACCUCACAGAGGAGGAGUUCUACACCAUCUACCUGAAUCCCCUUUUACGAAAUGGUUCUGGCAAGAAGAUGAGGCCAGCCAAGUCCAUAAAUGGUCGUGCCCCGCCCGAAUGGGACUGGAGGAAGAAAGGGGCUGUCACCGAAGUGAAGGACCAGGGCAUGUGUGGCUCCUGCUGGGCCUUCUCUGUCACAGGCAAUGUGGAGGGCCAGUGGUUCCUGAACCGGGGGACUCUGCUCUCCCUGUCAGAGCAGGAGCUCUUGGAUUGUGACAAGAUGGACAAGGCCUGCUUGGGUGGAUUGCCCUCCAAUGCCUACACAGCCAUAAAGAAUUUGGGAGGGCUGGAGACAGAGGAUGACUACAGCUACCAGGGCCAUGUUCAGGCCUGCAACUUCUCAGCACAGAGAGCCAAAGUCUACAUCAAUGAUUCAGUGGAGCUGAGCAAGAAUGAGAACAAGAUGGCAGCCUGGCUGGCCCAGAAAGGACCUAUCUCAGUUGCCAUCAACGCCUUUGGCAUGCAGUUCUAUCGCCAUGGGAUCGCCCGCCCUCUCAAGCCCCUCUGCAGCCCUUGGCUCAUUGACCAUGCUGUGUUGCUGGUGGGCUAUGGCAACCGCUCCAAGACUCCUUACUGGGCCAUCAAGAACAGCUGGGGUACUAACUGGGGUGAGGAGGGUUACUACUACUUGUAUCGUGGGUCUGGAGCCUGUGGUGUGAAUACCAUGGCCAGCUCGGCAGUGGUGAACUGAGGGACUUGCUGGCACAGGACCUGAAGCUGACCAUAGUGGCCCCUUCCUUAGCCUGACUCAUGCCCAGGCCUCUCAGGAGGCACAGCUGGCUGAGGGACAAGCCCUUGGUGUACCUCAGGGUGAGCAGUGGGCCCUGGGCCCCUUCUUCCCUCCCUCCCUCCCUCUCAUGCCCACCUGAAGUUUCUCGGCUGCCUCUUUGUUGAAUUGUGGUAAGCUGCGAGGAUCCUGAGGUGAAGGAGGCUUUCAUGGAAGCCAGUGCUGAGGCACGAACCCCGGGCUCGGGUAAGGUGCAGAAUGAAAAUACUCUAAUCACAAAUCUGACUUUGUCCUUAGCAGGCUCUGGCUUCCUGCCUUGAUUUUCCUCUGUCUGAGGCUGUAAACUUUUGGUCCCCUUCCACAUCCAGGAAACUUGUAACAAAUCUUCUCUAAGAGCAAUAAAGAGGUAUCCUGCUCCCCA